UCAAUCCUGUGUUAUUUUGGUGAGGGGCUCUGGAGAAAAUGUUGAUGAGAAAAUAACUUAUCUACGGCGGAAGUACAGGGAAAGUGGGAGGAAAGAAAGUUUCGACAAUUCUAGAUUGCGAAUAACACCGGUAUAGCAUGAUGAAAACACACUUCUGUUAGGUAAAUACUUUUAUGAUCGGAAAAUAACUUAAACAUAGUUUAUUGUGCGGGACACAUAGUCUUACUUUCGAGUUCACAAUGGGACUCCCAACUCUGGAGUUUAGCGAUUCUUUUCUGGAUAGCCCUGAUUUCAGAGAACGGCUAAAAUAUCACGAAAUAGAGUUGGACCGGACAAACAAAUUCAUCAAAGAACUGAUCAAAGACGGGAAUAUGUUGAUAACGGCGCUAAAGAAUCUGUCUACUGCUGUCCAGAAGUUCUCUCAGUCCCUCCAGGAGUUCCAGUUUGAGUGUAUAGGAGACGCAGAGACGGACGACGAGGUCAAUAUCGGUAAGUCCUCCAACGAGACCGGAACGAAGAGGGUUUCUCUCCCUCUCUCCAACUUUUCGGACAUCGUUCUGAGCUAUAGAGCUGACAGGAAACCACUGAUCCAGAAUGCGGAUGAUGUGCUAAUUGCACCUUUAGAGAAGUUCCGGAAGGAACAGAUAGGAGCUGCCAAGGAAGGGAAGAAGAAGUUUGACAAGGAGACAGAGAAAUACUACACCGUUCUAGAGAAGCAUCUUGCCUUGUCUUCCAGGAAGAAAGAGCCGUUCUUACAAGAGGCAGACACACAGAUUGACAAAGAGAGACAGGUCUUCUAUGACGCCUCCCUGGAGUAUGUCUUCAAGAUCCAGGAGGUCCAGGAAAAGAAGAAGUUCGAGUUCGUGGAACCGCUGCUGGCCUUCCUGCAGGGUCUGUUCACGUUCUACCACGAAGGAUACGAGCUCGCUCACGAGUUUGAGCCUUACAAACAACAGCUCCAGUUCAACCUGCAGAACACAAGGAACAACUUUGUGAGUACGAAGCAGGAAGUAGAGAAACUGAUGAAGAGAAUCAGAUCCGCUGAUCAGGACUACAAACCUCCAGGGCAGUGGACCAUGGAGGGUUUCCUCUACGUCCAGGAGAAACGGCCGCUGGGAUGCACGUGGACGCGACACUACUGUACGUAUGAGAAGAGCAGCAAAGCCUUCACCAUGACCAACUUUGAAACCAAAUCAGCUGGCAAACAGAAUGGUCUGGUGGUGAGUCCAUCUGAGAUGUUCAAGCUGAAGUCCUGUAUCCGAAGGAAGACUGACUCCAUCGACAAGCGUUUCUGCUUCGACAUCGAAGUGGUGGAGAGGCAUGGCAUCGUGACUCUCCAGGCUCUGUCUGAGUCCAACAGAAGGCUGUGGCUGGAGGCUAUGGAUGGCAAGGAGCCGAUUUACAACCUUCCAGCCAUUCUGAGCAAGAAAGAAGAGACGUACCUAAACGAGGCAGGGUUUAAUUUUGUGAGGAAAUGUAUUGACUUGGUGGAGGUACGAGGGAUCAACACGCUGGGCCUCUACAGAAUAGGAGGAGUCAACUCUAAGGUCCAGAAGUUGAUGACCACUGUGUUUGCAACCAAGGCUCCUGUCGAUAUGAACCUGGACCCAGACACCUGGGACAACAAGACCAUCACCAGCGGCCUGAAGAAUUACCUCAGGUGUCUCUCUGAGCCUCUGCUGACCUUUAAGCUCCACAAAGACUUCAUCAUGGCCGUCAAGUGUGAAGACCAGAACUACAGAGUUAGGGCCGUCCAUGCCUUGAUCCACAAGCUGCCUGAAAGGAACAAGGAGAUGAUGGAGCUACUGAUCAAACACCUCGUCACAGUGUCCACCCACAGCCAGUUCAACCUGAUGACGGUGUCCAACCUGGGCGUGAUCUUCGGGCCCACGUUAAUGAGGUCACAGGAGGAGACGGUGGCCGCCAUGAUGAACAUUAAAUUCCAGAACAUCGUGGUAGAGAUUCUCAUCGAGAACUUUGACAAGAUCUUUCACCAGGCUCCAGACCCCAACGUACCUCUGCCCCAGCCCCAAUCCCGACCAAGCUCACGCAGGAGCAGAGCCAUCUGCCUGUCCACUGGCCCUAGGAAGCCUCGCAGCAUCUACACCCCAACACUGUGCCUUGCAGACGCUGACAGUGACACAUUCAGCAGCAGUCCAGGCAGCACCCCCUUGGGAAGCAUGGAGUCCCUCUCCUCUCACUCCUCUGAGCAGAACAGCUCCUCCAAGACCACUGCCACUUCCUCCCACCACCAGCCCAAAGACAAGGUUUCCCAUCCCCCUGGCCUGUGGUUGGGGAUGGGCCAGGGGACGAGCCAGUGGCUGGGGAUGGGGCAGGGGACGAGCCUGGAGCAAGGGAAUGGUCAGGGGACCAGCCUGAAGCAUGGGAUGGGGCAGGGGACCAGCCUGAAGCAGGAGAUGGGCCAGGGGACCAGCCUGGGGCUAGAGAUGGGUCAGGGCCCAACCCUGGGUCUCCGUCGCUCCCCCUCCCAGCUCUCUUCCAACGGGCCAGGGAAGGGAAGCGUCCCAUCCUGCCUCAGCAGCCCAGAGUCUAGCUCCAGGGAAGACGUAGAGACAGGGAGGACAGACGGGGAGUCGGAGGGAGAUGCUCUGAGUCUGUCCUCAACCAGUACCACAGCUACACCCAGGGGGUCCAUCGGCCCAAAGAAAGCCCCCCACUCCCAGACGGAUCUCCGGCCGGUGCCCGUGACCCAACUGACCCAGCUGAACCGCUCAGCUGCCCCCUCUCUGAGGUCACUGUAUAUCUCUGAAGGCCGUAGGAGUCUGGCUGGUUCAGUGCAGAGUCUGUCUGCCGUGACGCUGGACCAAAAAGACCAACAGAAGGAUCGGAAAGAGAGUGCAACAUCUGCAGACCACCCAGACCUCCCUCCUAAACUAGUCACCCGUCGACGAUUGGACAGACAGGACAAGAUGGAGUCCUCCAGCAACGGAUACCAGAGACCCGGAUCAGUGGUUGCUGCGAGAGCCAUGCUGUUUGAAAACUGCCCUUCUUCGGCGCAGACCACACCUGUUGGAAGAGACGCGAAGGCCAUGUACUCCUGUGAGGCAGAACACAGCCAUGAGCUCAGCUUCCCACAAGGGGCUUUCUUCUCACACGUGUAUCCGUCUAUUGAACCUGGCUGGAUCCAAGCAACGUUCCAGGGAAAGACUGGCUUGAUCCCUGAGAACUAUGUGGUUUAUCUCUAACAACAAACUGACUGCGCCGACACCUUAACAACCUAACCUGGAUCAUGUCAUGGUAUCCAUGGUAACAGUCAUCUGUAACGUGAUUGAUUUGAUUGUUGUGAAGGCCAAGUGUCCCUAUUGAUCAGAAAUGUAGAUAUGGGAACGUUGAGUAUAGUUCAUAUGCAGUAGAAGGAGCAGAUGUGUGUUUUAUCACCCAAAUGACCUACCUACCUACCUACCUACCUACCUAUCUACCUACCUACAUAUCUACCCAUCUACCUACCUACCUACCUACCUACCUACCAAUCUACCUACCUACAUAUCUACCCAUCUACCUACCUACCUACCUACCUAUCUACCUACCUACAUAUCUACCUACCUACCUACCUACCUACCUAUCUACCUACCUACAUAUCUACCCAUCUACCUACCUACCUACCUACCUAUCUACCUACCUACAUAUCUACCCAUCUACCUACCUACCUACCUACCUACCUACCUACCUACCUACCUAUCUACCUACCUACCUACCUACAUAUCUACCUACAUACCUACCUACCUACCUACCUAUCUACCUACCUACAUAUCUACCUACAUACCUACCUACCUACCUAUCUACCUACCUACAUAUCUACCUACAUACCUACCUACCUACCUACCUAUCUACCUACCUACAUAUCUACCUACAUACCUACCUACCUACCUACCUAUCUACCUACCUACCUACCUACAUACCUAUCUACCUACCUACCUACAUAUCUACCUAACUACCUAGCUACAUACCUACAU
This is a messenger RNA of Salvelinus fontinalis (brook trout), 3974 nucleotides long. RefSeq names its product rho GTPase-activating protein 42 (gene arhgap42b). Bases 240 to 3206 code for a protein of 988 amino acids. The transcript has 24 exons. The record is from RefSeq and is a predicted model, not a curated record. Gene Ontology annotation, biological process: signal transduction. Gene Ontology annotation, cellular component: cytoplasm. Lineage: Eukaryota; Metazoa; Chordata; Actinopteri; Salmoniformes; Salmonidae. Gene Ontology annotation, molecular function: GTPase activator activity; protein binding.